AUGGAAGUCGCCACUCGCAUCACCACCACUCGCUCUUACACUCUGCCACCCAUCGCCGAUACCCCCCGGCCUUACUUCCCGCCAUAUCAACGCCCAUGCUCCCCCGCCAUCCAGUGCUUCAUGUUCCUGGUGGUUGCCGUCUUCGUCAUCGCGGGCUUCAUCUUCUUCUUCCUACUGCUCCAACAACCUCACCCUCCAAAGUUCCGAAUCAACGCUGUCAAUGUCUCUCCCUUUGUCGUCUCUAACUCGGAGAUAACAGCUGGAUGGUACACAAGCUUCUAUAUCACAAACCCUAAUGAGAGAUCAAGCAUUACUUAUAGAGAUAUCAAGGUAUUUGUUUACUACAAGGGCACACUUUUGUCCUCAGCCAACUUUUCUACCACUAUUUAUCAUCCAAAGAGGUACCAAGGAUCGGUGGUGCUGGAGAUUCCCGCGUUAUCUUUGUGCGUUCAAAACGAUGUGGCGGACGCCAUUGUUAGAGAUUUGGCAAGUGAGGUUGUUGCCUUCAGCUUUAAAGUGCGUGCUAGGGUUACUUUCAGACAUGGGAUGCCAAUAACAAUGAAGCGUUGGCUAGUGGCUACUUGUGAGAAUGUGAUGGUUAGGUUUUUCCCAAGUACCACUAAUAAUGCAAUGAUGAACGGCUCGGGGAGGUGCACUGUUCAUCUGUAA
Messenger RNA from Cornus florida, 669 nucleotides. RefSeq lists its product as uncharacterized. The transcript has a single exon. Gene Ontology annotation, cellular component: plasma membrane. The coding region runs from base 1 to 669 and encodes 222 amino acids. Lineage: Eukaryota; Viridiplantae; Streptophyta; Magnoliopsida; Cornales; Cornaceae. The record is from RefSeq and is a predicted model, not a curated record.